Molecule: messenger RNA, 3192 nt
Organism: Macrosiphum euphorbiae (potato aphid)
Lineage: Eukaryota; Metazoa; Arthropoda; Insecta; Hemiptera; Aphididae
Source: the annotation of a GenBank genome assembly
AUGGCAGACGAAGAUGUCGUGGAUUUUCUAAAUGCUUGGGAUCUCUCACAAUAUAUUCAAAUAUUUCGAGAAAAUGAAAUAGAUAUUAAGACAUUAGGAUUGCUAAGUGAUGAUAUGAUAAGAGAGUUGGUACCCAUUAUUGGUCAUCGAGCUAAAUUGAAAACUAAUAUUGAUCAAUGGAGAUUAAUUAUACAAGGAAUGACAGGAUCCUCAGAAAUUAAUUUUGAAACAGAGCUAAAUCAAAAUUCAAGUGAAGAACAUACCAACUUAAAGCCUACACUAACGUCAACUACUUUGUCAGCUGAGAAUCAUAUUUUAAUAAAUCUGGACGAUUUUGGAGUAGUGCAACAAAGUGAACAACAGUCAAAAGAAGUACCAAGUUCACUGCAAUCACCAACAAAUGAUGAUGUACACAACUUGCUCAAAAGUACAAACGAAGGGAAGUCAUUAUUAGCUAGUUUUGGACAAAGUGGACUACUAGAUAGUGUAGGCCGUAUACGUCUCUGUAAUCUUAUUAUAAAUAGAGAACUUAAAGAUGAUGCACAGAAGCGUGUUUUAUCUACAAGACUUCAAGACCUGGCCUAUCAAAUAACCUCAGUUUUUCACCAAGAGCGUACACCCACCUACUUUAUUCCUUAUAUUUCAUACGGUCCUGGACUGAGAAGAUCGGCCAAAGGAAAACUACUAGACUGCCUAAAUAACAGGAGAAGAGAAUAUCGAAAGUCUGGGUUAAUACAAACAUCAAGAAGAAGUUCGACAUCCUCUUCUUCUAGUAGUUCUUUUUCCUUGUCAAAAGGACUCCAACACUCUGUUGAGGAGGAAGAUGAAGAAUUACAUUCAUCUGUAGAGGAAGGGUUGAAAUGGUUACAAAAUUCCAGUGACCCAUGGGAAUUAGUGGAAAAGAAUUGGGAUAUAACCACUAAUGUACGCUUAAAGAAGCUGAUGUCAAAAAAUGGUCAGUCAAUUGCAAAGUAUAUGGAAGAAUAUCCAGCUCUUAAGAAACCAUCAGGCUAUCUACUUAUUUUAAAAGAUUUCCAAGUGUCUUAUCCAGGCAAAGAAAAUAAAUUGUAUCAAAACCUGAUCAUUUACAAAAAUAAUAUUUUUGAGUUGCUUAGAGCUAAAGUGAAUAAAACAAGAGAUGAAACUGUGAAUAACAUUUUGAACAAAUAUAUAAAACUAUAUCUUGAAGAAAACGAGGAAAUCUCUAAUAUUAUCACACUUUUAAGUCUCUCAUUCCUCAUAAGUGUUUCCAGCACAAGAAGCAAGAAGUCAAAAAUUUGGAGACCUUCAAAAAUCGAAGUGAGGGAUGGUUUUAUAACUCACGUGCGUAGUGAUUCUGAAAUCCAAGAAACUAUUACAAGAAGAAGAAGCAAGUUGAUUGAAUUUGGCCAGACAUUACAACCCUUUGUUAUUAUAGUUGCAUCUGUAGACUGCCAUCUAUUUAUACCAUUAAGCAAAGUGUUGAAACAAUUUUUUUCACUUGAAAAUAUUCUUGGUGAAACUUUAGAAAACAUGACGAAUUUAAUGAGUAACAAAAGUGUCUUAGGGAAUUUUAUUCAAGGUACUUUUUGGCAGAGUAGAAUUAAGAAAUUUGAAGGAAAGACUGUCUUGCCACUAUUUUUAUUUUUUGAUGAUUUUGAGAGUGGAAAUGUUCUCGGUAGUCAUUCCGGAAUUCACAAGUUAGGAGCAGUUUAUGUAUCUCUUCCAUGCAUACCAUUAUACCGUUCUUCAAUGUUGUCUAAUAUUUGUCUUACAUUACUUUUUCAUUCUUCUGAUAGAGUAGAGUUUGGAAAUAACGUAAUUUUUAAACCUGUGAUUGACGAAUUAAACUUUUUGCAAAAUGUUGGUAUAGAAAUUGAUACUUCAGUAUUUAAAGGUACAUUAUACUUUGACUUAGGUCUAAUUUUAGGAGACAACUUAGGGCUUCAUUCCAUUAUUGGUUUUGUAGAAAGUUUUUCUUAUAAUUUUCCUUGUCGAAUUUGCAAUAUAAGAAAAGAAAACUUGAGAGUUCAAUGCUAUGAAGAUGAAUCUCUCCUCAGAACAAUUGACCAGUAUUAUAUUAAUUUAAAUAAGAAUAAUGUAAGUACUACUGGAAUUAAAGAAAAGUGUGUUUGGUUAGAUGUCAACAAUUUUAGUCUAUAUGAUCAAGUCGGAGUUGAUGUAAUGCACGAUGUACUUGAAGGUUGUGCCAAGUAUAUAAUGGGUUUUAUUAUAUACUACUAUAUUAAUGAAUUGAAACUAUUUUCCCUACAAGUGUUCAAUGAAAGGCUUUUUGGUUUUGAUUUUGGACCUGAGCGUAAUAAACCUUGUGCUUUAACUAUGGAACAUGUUAGUCAAGGGAAUGUUCGUCAAUCUGCUUCUGAAAUGCUAAUAUUAGUUAGGUAUUUUGGUUUAAUUAUUGGUGAUUUUAUACCUGCAGAAGAACCAGUAUGGGCCCUGUAUAUACUUUUGCGUAAAGUUAUAGAUAUUAUGUUGUCAUCACUAGUUGAAGAACAAAGUACUUUCUUACUAAAAACUUUAGUUGAAGAAUUAAACGAGCUUUAUUUGAAAUAUAGUAAAAAAUCUCUUAAACCUAAAUUUCAUUUUUUACUUCAUUACCCAUCACUGAUUAAAAAAUUUGGUCCUGUAGGUAAUUUUUGGUCUAUGCGUUUUGAAGCCAAACAUAGGAUCUCUAAAAUUGCGGCUAGAUCAUCUUUCAAUCGACGUAAUAUAUGCUUAACUUUAGCAAUCAAACAUCAGUUACAGCUAAAUGAUAUAUUUGGCAAGGGUAAAUUAUGUUCAAAUGUAGUUGUAGGUCCUUGUAAGUCAUUAUGUCCAAUGAAAUCUCAUGCAAUAAAAAACGAACUCAAUCUUGAUCUUGAUAAAUCUUUAUUUUGUGUUAGUUGGGCAACAAUUGAAGGUAUACGUUAUAAAAUAAAACAUAUAUUAACCCAAGAUAUUUUGGAAGAUAAUAAUUAUAAAUUUAUUUCUGUGAACAAUAUUUUUCUUUAUGAUUCUGAUAGAAUAAUUUUUGAAUGCAAUUCUUUUUUAAUGGUAGGAUUUAAUGAACAUGUCUAUUCAUAUGAAGUGAUAUUUCCAGAAACAAAUAAUAAUUGUUUCAUUUUUCAAGAUUCCCUGGUAUCUCCUAUCCCAAAUAAUUUAAAUGUUACUCCAGAUGGAACCAAAUUUGUAACUGUAAGAAGCCCUUUGUAA